Messenger RNA from Ciona intestinalis (vase tunicate), 1587 nucleotides. RefSeq names its product perilipin-2. Lineage: Eukaryota; Metazoa; Chordata; Ascidiacea; Phlebobranchia; Cionidae. Gene Ontology annotation, biological process: positive regulation of triglyceride storage; lipid storage. Gene Ontology annotation, cellular component: lipid droplet; cytosol. The record is from RefSeq and is a predicted model, not a curated record.
AUACUUUUUAAAUAUUAUAGCUUAAUAUUAAUUUUCAAUACUGAGUUACAAAGUAACAGUUUACAAAAUGUGUGAUACUGAAGAAACCAAUAUUUAUGGAGAGAAACUGAGUGAUGUUCUUGGUCACAGUGAAGAACACGACGUCGACAUCGCAGAUGAUGAUAUGUUACAGGAUAAUGCUCUGAACAGAGUGGCUAGCCUUCCAAUAGUUGCCUCUACAUGGAAUGCGAUGCAAAGUUAUUAUGCUACUGUGAAGAAAACCUAUCCAAAUGUUUCACCUUAUCUUGAGGCAGCAGAAAAUUUGACAGUUUCAGCAGCCAACCUUGCAUUGGAAACAUCCCGACCAGUUGUUGAUAGAUUCGGCAACACUGUCAACUCAUAUGCUAAUAAAGGACUGGACACACUGGAAAGCAAAGUUCCAAUCAUAACUAAGGAACCAGAAGAAAUGUACAACAUCACCAAGUCCACUGCUACAAGUUUGAUCAACAAUAAGGUGGAGGGUGCGUUGGAAGUUACAGAGAGGUACGUGGAGUAUUAUCUUCCCAAGGAUGAAGAUGAGGUGGUGGAAGAAUUGGAUUCUGAUUUAUCUCAGGAAGAAGAUGAGGAAGGGGAAGAAAAUGAUCCUGAAGCAAAGAAACAACCAAGUGAUCGAAUUCGUGAAAUUUCUAAUAAGGUACGACAAAGGUCCUAUAAGAGGGCCAUGCGAAAGCUACAUGGUGUUCAAACCAGAAGUAAGGAAGCACUCAGCAAGCUUAGUUUUACUGUGGACCUGAUUCAAUACGCCCAAAGUGGUUUGAAUUCAACCUCUGCUGGUAUAAUGGAUUCAGCAAACAGAGCAAAUGAAUCAGUUCAGAAUGGAAUGAAUGUUGCAAAAUCCAAUCUUCAAGUAGUCACAGAUUCUAUUAACAAGCAAGUUGAAGAAAAUGUUUUGAACCGAGCCAGAAUCCUUAGUCGGCAAUUAAGUGACACUUGUCAGUGGUCCAUUCGUUACAUACAGAACUCACCCCAGCUACAACCCCUUCUUAAAAAGGCCAACCAAGUGAAAGAUGCAUCUGAUGAUCUGUACCAAAUGUUUGCAAAUAAAACUUCAUUGUCCCAACUUCCCACCACCCUCAUGGUUUCAGCUCGUCCAAAGAUUCAAUUCGUUGAGGAAUCUCUUCUUCAGAUACUUCAGAAGAUGAGUGACCAACCUCCUAUUGCUUGGCUUACUCCACGUGUAGAUUUUGAUCCUUUUGCUGAGUUGUCCAUGGAGGAUAUAGAAGGGCAGUUAUUUGCCAGACCUUUGGAUGAACCUGCUGGCGAAGAGUCAGUCCCAGGAAGCCCAAUCUGCAAACAAGGAUGAAAAGUCUGAGGAGAAAGAGGUGGCAGAAGAAGAGUGAUCAUUGAAAAUAACAUUUUAAUUCAUUUCCAGAGUCACAUAUAAUCUUUUGUACAUAUAAUCAGUAUACUCUUGUGGCCAUGUAUUUCUCAUUGUAUCAUGUUGCAUGGCGUUUAAUAGCUUGGUGACUUCCUUUACUUUAUGUAACUCCCUAACCAUUUGGACUUAUUAAAUAACAGAUUUCAAAUAAAAAGAUGUGUCUAAUAUUA